UAACUGACUAAUCAGCAGAAAGGAGGAGCGAGACACAAACGCGCCCUACAAGUUCAAGAAACAACAAAGCUGCUCAGGGCCAUGAGGUCGUCUUCCCUCCUCCUGCUCUUCUUCCUCGCGGAUGUAAGCGACGUUCACGGAGGUUCAGAGUUCAGAAUCUGCGCCUUCAACCUCCAUAGCUUUGGAGAUUCCAAAAGCAAGAACAGCGAAGUCAUGCAGACUCUUGUCAGGAUCAUUACUCGCAGUGACAUUUGUUUGCUUCAGGAAGUGAGGGACAGCAAAGGAAAAGCGCUACCAAAGCUGCUGGAAAGACUCAAAGGGAAGCAUGAGUACAAAGCUGUGGCCAGUGAGCGACUGGGCAGGUCUGACUCAUACCAGGAGCAGUAUGUGUUUGUUUACAGGACUGACACAGUGAUAGUCACUGACCAGUAUCAGUACCCAGAUGAUAAACCAGGAGACGUAGAUGCUUUCGCCAGAGAGCCUUUUGUCGUCCGAUUCAGAGCCCCGAAGACAGCUAUUAAAGAAUUUGCCCUCAUACCUCAGCACACGACUCCAACCAACACCACUAAGGAGCUUGAUGCGCUGUACGAUGUUUUGCAACAUGUGAGAGGGAAGUGGAGGACUGAGAACGUGAUGCUUCUCGGAGACUUCAACGCCGACUGUGGGUACCUCGCUAAGAAGAACAGGAAGUUUGUGCGCCUGAUUACGGGAAACAACCUCUUCUGGCUCAUACCAGAUGACGUUGACACCACCGUGCGAUCGAGCACAUCCUGCUCCUAUGACAGGAUCGUUGUGCACGGAGAAACCUUUCGCAGAGCCGUUGUUCCUGCUUCAGCCAAACCAUUUAACUUCCAAGAGGCAUAUCGACUAACAGAGGAGCAGGCGCUGGAUGUCAGCGACCAUUACCCGGUGGAGGUCCUGCUGCAGGUCGAUAGCAGUCCCUUCAGUGGCACAAACAAACCUGCCAAUCAGAAAAUGCUCUUUUCUCUCUUCGUCCUCAGUCAUCUUGUCCUUCAAAUGUUAACGUGGUAGUUGAAUAAUAAACCAACAGGAGGAGAAUGUGAGGACGGCUGGCUUCAUGAACUGAGGAGAACUUCAUGGUGGAGUCCAACUUGCCAAAAAGCUGAAUAUCUUGAAUAUUAAGGAGGAAGGUUCUCCAAACUGGAUGAUAUCUGCAGCAUUAUCAGUGUCUUUAUGGCAAACAACUUGUUGUCAUGUAAAAUAUAUUGAAUAAAUAUCAAAGUAUAGAAAUGUUUGUCCGAUAAAAAUCAAAGAAACGUACCUGUUGUAAAUACUCUUGUUGACAUUUUGUUUUGAGCGCUAUUUAUAAAGGAUUAAACUCAAGUCAGAUCUUAAACUA
Messenger RNA from Stegastes partitus (bicolor damselfish), 1360 nucleotides. RefSeq names its product deoxyribonuclease I-like 1 (gene dnase1l1). Gene Ontology annotation, molecular function: deoxyribonuclease I activity; DNA binding. Gene Ontology annotation, biological process: DNA catabolic process. The record is from RefSeq and is a predicted model, not a curated record. NCBI's taxonomy places the organism in Eukaryota, Metazoa, Chordata, Actinopteri, Pomacentridae. The coding region runs from base 82 to 1032 and encodes 316 amino acids. Gene Ontology annotation, cellular component: nucleus. The transcript has 9 exons.